Mus caroli (Ryukyu mouse) is the source of this 713-nucleotide messenger RNA. NCBI's taxonomy places the organism in Eukaryota, Metazoa, Chordata, Mammalia, Rodentia, Muridae. The record is from RefSeq and is a predicted model, not a curated record.
GUUUACUGGAAGCAGAGAGUCCAGGCGGCAGCGGGAAUUGACAGGAGGACUACUCCGCAAGGGAUAGGCCCAGGAGAAAUGGAGUCCAAAGUGGAACAAGGAGUGAAAAAUCUCAACAUGGACAAUGACCAUCAGGAAAAGGAGGAAAAGGAAGAAAAGCCACAGGAUGCUAGCAAAAGGGAGCCGAUUGUGGCCCUGCCUUUCGAAGCUGGAGACUACUAUGUGCCUAGAGGAGGUCGCAGGCGGUUCCGGGUCCGGCAGCCCAUCGUGCACUACAGAUGGGACCUGAUGCAUAGGGUUGGGGAGCCCCAGGGAAGGAUGAGAGAGGAGAACGUACAGAGGUUUGGGGAUGAUGUGAGACAGCUCAUGGAGAAGCUAAGAGAAAGGCAGCUGAGCCACAGCCUGCGGGCGGUUAGCACUGACCCGCCUCAUCAUGACCACCAUGAUGAGUUUUGCCUUAUGCCCUGAGUCCUGAGCUUUUCUCUGAAGAUGACAUGGGGACCCCUGCUUUCAAAACUUACAUGUUUGUGAUGUACUGUUGUAAUAUUUUUGGUGUCACUUGUUCCCCAUGGGGCUCCAACUUCUGCCAGCUUCUAAUUGAAACUUGUGUUUUCGACUCAGUCUUACAUUUCUUUUUUGUUAGCAGAAUUUAUCUAUUGCAUGGGAAGAUGCUCAGUAUAUAUUGUGAACCUAAUAAAGCAGAUUUAAAAGGC